Camelina sativa (false flax) is the source of this 900-nucleotide messenger RNA. Its product is annotated as serine/threonine-protein kinase BSK5. Lineage: Eukaryota; Viridiplantae; Streptophyta; Magnoliopsida; Brassicales; Brassicaceae. Gene Ontology annotation, biological process: protein phosphorylation; brassinosteroid mediated signaling pathway. The record is from RefSeq and is a predicted model, not a curated record. Gene Ontology annotation, molecular function: protein kinase activity; ATP binding; protein binding.
UGNGAUUUGGUUCGCUUAGCUUCCCGUUGUUUGCAGUAUGAAGCUCGUGAAAGGCCAAAUGUGAAAUCUCUUGUGUCCUCACUUGCUCCUCUUCAAAAGGAAACUGAUGUUCCGUCUUAUGUGCUAAUGGGUAUACCACAUGGAGCUGCUUCUCCAAAGGAAACAACUUCGCUAACCCCUCUUGGCGACGCUUGUUCAAGACUUGAUCUCACUGCCAUCCAUGAAAUUCUUGAAAAGAUUGGAUACAAAGACGACGAGGGCGUAGCAAAUGAGCUCUCAUUCCAAGUGUGGACCGACCAGAUUCAGGAGACUCUAAACGCUAAGAAACAAGGAGAUGCUGCGUUCAAAGGCAAAGACUUUGUCACCGCCGUCGAAUGUUACACACAGUUCAUCGAAGAUGGCACAAUGGUAUCACCAACAGUUUUUGCAAGGAGGUGUUUGUGUUAUCUGAUGAGCAACAUGCCUCAAGAGGCUCUUGGUGAUGCAAUGCAGGCGCAAGUAGUGUCUCCUGAGUGGCCAACGGCUUUCUAUCUUCAGGCUGCUGCUCUCUUCAGCCUUGGAAUGGAUAAAGAUGCUUGCGAAACCCUAAAAGAUGGAACUUCCUUGGAAGCUAAGAAACAGAACAACAGAAACUGAAAACUUCAAGUGUAUAGGUUUCUUCUCUCUAUAGGUUUCUUCUCUCUUUUGCCUUCUCCGUUUUCUGAUUGGAUUCUGGGAGCUCAUUGUCUUUUUUCUUUCUUUCUUGAAUCAUUAUCCUGAAUUUGUGGUUUCCAAUUUGAAGAGAUGAUUCACAUGUAUCUUGAAACAAGGAAAGAAGGAUCUUUCUCAUUUAAAAAGUCCAAGAUCCUUAAAUGUGAUAUCUUCUUUGAAUAUAACUUAAAGAGUGGAGAUUAAACACAA